Molecule: messenger RNA, 1023 nt
Organism: Trichoderma atroviride IMI 206040
Lineage: Eukaryota; Fungi; Ascomycota; Sordariomycetes; Hypocreales; Hypocreaceae
Cellular component (GO): mitochondrion
Molecular function (GO): oxidoreductase activity
Source: RefSeq, a predicted model, not a curated record
AUGGCCACAACCAAUCUCCCCACAACCAUCAAGGCUGUUUACCAGCAAGAUCCCAAGCUCACAACAUUGAAACUUUUACAAACACCCAUUCCUAAAGCUUCUGGCCCAGAAGAGCAUCUCGUCAAGAUCAAAGCUACAGCACCGUGCCUCGGCGAAUUAGGCUGGGAGGUCAACUUCCCCAGUCUCUUCCCCCCGAACCGAGAGCGUGUCCCCGGAACUGAAGCUGCUGGUAUCAUCGCUACUUCGCCACCCUCCAGCCCUUUCAAGCCUGGAGACGAGGUAUACUUUCGCCUCCAUGCUAGGUUUCCAGGAUGUUUACGAGAAUAUACGAUCAUUCACACAGAAGAAUUGGCAUUGAAGCCCAAGACACUAGAUUGGAUUGAGGCAUCCGCAACGCCAUUGAGUACCUUGACUGCUUGGCAAGGACUCUUUACGCAGGGAAUUUUGGACAAGAAGGGGAUUAGCGGAGAUGCCGACGCAAGAGCCCACAACAGCAAGUUGAGAGUCCUCAUCACGGGCGCAAGUGGCAGCGUGGGAGCUUGGGCGCUUCAUUUUGCCGCUGCCGCUGGCGCAGGCGCUGUGGUUGCGCAGUGCGGUAGUUUCAGCAUCGAGGAGGCUAAGAAGGCCGGAGCCACAGAGAUUAUCGAUUACAAGAAACAAUCUAUCGCAGACUGGGCUCAAGAAGACGCUUCUCGUGAAGUGGACUUGGUCCUCGACUGCGUUGGUGGACCAACUCUAGCGGAAUGCUGGUCCGCGGUGAAGAAGAACGGCGUCUUGCUGAGUGUUGUUGGCAGCCCGGACGAGUUGAAACCUGGGUCUGUUACAAAGGAUUUGGCAAAGAGCACUUGGUUCCUUAUGGAUUGCAAGGGCGAUGAUUUGAAGGAGAUUGCCGACUUUAUUGAUGAGCGAGGAUUGAAGCCGCAGAUUGACAGCGUGGUUGAGUUUGAGGACUUUCAGGCUGCCUAUGACAAAGUUGAGCAGAAGAAGGCAAAGGGCAAGGUAGUCAUCAAGGUCGAUAUCUAA